AUGCAGAGGACUUUCCACCUCCCUCGGGCAGUGAUGUUGAGAGGUACUCACACAAAGCAGGAAGAAGACGGGUUUGAUCAGGAGACCCAGGUAGAAUUCCAAGGAGUGAAGAGGGCUCCCCCAUUAUUGGACAUUUGCAGGGAGGGCCCUAAUUGGUUGUUUGGGGAACGCUGGCAUUCCCAGAGCACAUCAUUCUCCACCCCAGCCCUUGUACAGGGGUCCAUAAAGACAGAACGCCGAGUAGGUGAGGUAGACACGGCUAGAGACGCGGCUAGAGAGACUGCGGAGACGGGACUAAACGGAGAGACGAGAACAACCGCUUGUCCUGUCCUCGUUUAUAAUCUUAUUGCUAUAUACCCAUAUCUAUCUAUCUAUCUAUCUAUCUAUCUAUCUAUCUAUCUAUGUAGCUACAUCGGUUUACCGGCACUCUCUCACCGGAGCUACACCGGUCUGCCGGUCCUCUCUCGUCAGAGCUACACCGGUUUACCGGCACUCUCUCAUCAGAGCUACACCAGUUUACCGGCACUCUCUCUUCGUAAAAUAACAUUUUUGCUACACUCUAUCUUUCUCCUUUUCUUCCUUUUUUUUCUUUUUUGUCUGUUAUACUCAUAA
Messenger RNA from Acanthosepion pharaonis, 612 nucleotides. Lineage: Eukaryota; Metazoa; Mollusca; Cephalopoda; Sepiida; Sepiidae. The record is from the annotation of a GenBank genome assembly.